GUACGUGUUCUGUCACGGAAUACUCGUGACAGGCAGUGAUUUAAUCAACAAAAUAAAAUAAGAGAUAAAACCCAGUUAUUCCAAAGAUGAAAUUUCAACGAAGAUAUACACCCCGCGUUUGAAGCUUUCAUAGAAGUUUGCCACCUUUUUUCCAGCAUCACUCACUCAGCCAAAAACAGUUCACAAAAUCACCUUGUUUAUUACUUCGAACCGCUCACCCUGAAAAUGUCGUCCACGGAGGAAGGAGGCGGCGCCGUCGGAGCAGUUUCCACUGAUCAAACAAUCAUCAACAACAACACCAACAACGAUUCCGUGAGCAUUGAUAUGCGGUGCACGGACGUCCCUCUCAGCAAUGGCGAAUUAGCGAAUCUCCACUCAUUAGACAAAGCUUUGGACGGCAGCCAACCCAACCUCACAGCCAGUCCAUUGAUACGAAAAGUCCCAUCAACCCUUCGCCGUACCGAAGCUUUCAUGAAGUAUUUCAAGCCGAAAGUGAUCUCAAUCGGCUCACUCCACCACGAUCAUCCCACCCUCCAUGAAUCCAAGGAGCUCAAGCUCAAAUUAGUAGCACAUUUCGUCAAAAACAUUGGCGUCGAUAAGGAUUCCUUAUACGGAAACAUGAAGAAAGAGAUCGAUGGCUUGAGGAAAUGCUAUGAUCCAAAGGAAUUAGUGAAGUAUAGCAACGAUAACGAGAAACUGGCUUGGAUGUUCUUCGUUGACGGUUGCGCAAUUUUACAAGCAAUUUAUAUGCGUUACGGUACUUAUGAUGAUCAUUAUGCUGUUUAUGGCCAAUUGUUUAUUAAAAACGAUUUGCUGACAUUUGUGUACUUGGAUCUGUUAUUGUUGGAGAACCAAAUACCUUUUCGUGUUCUUGAAUUGCUUAUAAGCUCGAGCGAUGGCGAACAGCUCAUGAAUGCAAUCAUAAGGUUCAUCGACGACACUGUUAUCACCCCAGCCAAGGACAGAUACCAUCCGCCAUUCAGUUAAUGAAGGAUACUCUGAAGAGCAUUUAACAAGAACCUCGCAAGAACACUAAGAGGGCUUAUAUCGGGAUGCUCUUUUGAGCUAUGGUAUGUCCGCAACAUAUGCAGGAACACUACCACUUCGAGAAACAGAACCCUGUAUCCAAUUGAAUUUCAUUCAUUCAAACGGGAUUUAACAUUUAUCAGGUAUUUUCCAAAUA
This is a messenger RNA of Gossypium raimondii (Peruvian cotton), 1183 nucleotides long. Its product is annotated as UPF0481 protein At3g47200-like. The record is from RefSeq and is a predicted model, not a curated record. Bases 226 to 987 code for a protein of 253 amino acids. Lineage: Eukaryota; Viridiplantae; Streptophyta; Magnoliopsida; Malvales; Malvaceae. The transcript has 2 exons.